AUGGCCUUGCUGCUUUGGUUCACUCAGCAAAGGGACGGAUCCCACGGAGGGGUACAGGAGCCCCCAAACAUGGAGCGCUGCCCGGAGGAGUCGGAGGACGAGCCCACACAUGAUCCCAGGCCGGGCUCCCCUCCAAGGGGACCUCCUCCACCUCUUCCAAUUCAGGCCCUGCAGGUCCCGUCACAGGCGGCAUCGGUGGCACUUUGCGAUGCGCUGGGGCUCAACUGCCAGGCGGUGACCCACCUUCCGUGGGACUGGAGCACACAGACGGCGAUUGCCAUUCAUGUGCGUCCCAUGACGCCGGCGGAGCGCCUGCAUCCCAAUCUUAUUUUCUGUGGCGAGUCUGCAGAAACAGAAGCUCCAGCAGUGGUGGGCAGGCCGGCGGCGAGUCACGAUGCCAGGGCAUCAUCGAUGACAAGCGGGGCGACCGAAGGUGCAGCAAGGGCCACCCCGGCGGAGCUGCGAGCAGCACUUCCGGACCCAGAAUGGGACGAUCUCAUGGCCGAGCUCGAGCUGGACCAGCCCGAGGGAGAUAUGAUCCACGCCGGGGACGAGGCCGUACGAUGGGCUAUGACCUCAAGCACCUUGAGCUCGGCGACAGCACCGCCGGUCCCGACGCCGGCCUCGGGGAGUACCUCACCGUCGCCACGGUCAGGGAAGGCCAAGGCCAAGCCUCGGGCACAAACUCCUCGUGCCACUCACCGCAAGCGGGAGGCCUACCUUGCACAGCUCAGUGUAUAUGACAGUACAGUAGCCGGUCAGCUGAGGGCCAUGCACCAGGAUAAGCGCCGGGGCAUGCUUGCAUCAUGUCACAAUUGCCCAGGCGAGGACGCGAACCUGAGGAGUGAAAGGGAACCGGCAACCUGCCGCCUUAAGGAAGCUGAGGAGGGCCAUCCGGAUUUUGACCGAAAGCAGCUUUGCCACAUAGAUGGCACAGAUGUGGCCCUCCGUAGCCUUUCCGUUCCAGAGCGCCAGCCUACUGUACGGCCAGCGGAUCAAAAAGCUGCUCUCAGUCCUCUGCUUCUUCGACGUCUUACACUUCCUCGGCAGGGCCUGCAACCCCCAACAGUGACUACCCCGUGCAUGGCCAGGUCCAGAAUGCCCUCGUCCCGGACUAUGUGGCGGGGAUCCUGGAGUUCUUUGAACUGCGGAACUGUGUAUAUCAGCGCAUCCCUGGCCAGACUGUUGACCCACCUCAUCACCCUUGGCGCCUCCUUCUUCUUCCUUUUGGAGGCCGCCAGCACAGGCCAAGUGACUACCACGGCAGGCCGAGAAGUACUCACCCGUCCCGCAAUAGGUCUCCCGACAGAGCUAUCGACGACAUCCAGACGAAGCCGCCUGGGUCCCAAGUCCCAGGGUAGCAGCCAGAAAUCAAGAAUCAGUAUGAUUGUGUAUGUUGUGCUGUUGAUCUACCUGAACAUGAUGAACGGCGUGGCUGCUACAGAUGUGAGGGUUGAGUCCGCUGCGCACUACAGGGACUCGGAAGCCUCAACACAGUUCAUAUUCAGACAUGGCGGGGCGAAGCCAAGUGCAACUAGUCACCCCGACCGGUCAAACCAUCAGCACCCCCCUCCCACCAAGAAGAGGGCGCUGCUCAGAGCGAUCACCAGAGCCAAAGCCAAUCCAACUCACCAAACAUGGUAUCGAGGUCGACUCCUCCAUCUGGGCCAGCUACAAGGCGGCCGAAAGGUUCAGCGAGAACACUUCAAGCCCCACACCCCUCCAGCUGGACCACAACCCCGACUCCAGAUCCUUUGCUGGAACACGGGCGGACUCAACAGUGUCAAGUGCAAGGAGAUCCUAAUAUGGCUUCAACAAGAACACGACAGGGGUCACACGUACGACAUCUGUGUCCUACAAGAGACAACAUGGAAGGAGGACGCAGAGUUCGUGACGUCCUCGGAGGACCCCAAGGACCUCACAUGGCAUGCAGUCCAUAGUGCGGGCCAAGGCCAUGAUGGAGUGCUGUGUCUAAUCAGGGUCGGACUGAUCCAGUCUGAUCGGGUACGGUAUCAGAUCCUUGAACCAGGACGGCUACUACAUGUACGCCUCCUCCUCGAGGCACCGGUAGACCUACUUUGCACAUACCAAUGGGCCUGGAAUCCAGCCAAGGCAGAACUCCAGGGCAAGAACAGGGUCGAUGAACUGGUCAAACAGAGGCGCCGAGUUUGGCAAAGCAUCGACAAAUGGCUAGGAGGUAUACCUCAACGAAGUACAUGUCUGCUGGUGGGGGACUUCAAUUCAGGCCUCACGACGGAGGACCACAUUUGUGGUCGGGGGGUCCCGGAAGGACAAGGUGCCCAACAUCAAGACCAGUCUGUGUUUCAGGAAGUCCUACGAACCCACCGGUGCUGUGCGCUAAACACGUGGUCUGCACGAGGCAAAAUGGCGAGAACUUAUCUCCCACCUCAUGCAAACAACCAGCAGGGUACUCAGAUUGACUUCGUGAUUCAUCGCACAGCUACAGCGGAUCCAGUUUCGAGAUCGUCUGGCCCUUUUAUGGCGGACUUUGUCCCGACCAGCGGCUGCAGGCAUUUGCCUGUCAGGGCAUCAGUUCCCAGGCCGCACCGCCCCAAGCCAUCUGAGCAUAAUCGACGAUUGGCCCCUAAGCAGGUGCAGGCGGCACUUCGCCGGGAGCCCUUUGCUCAUAUCCUGCAACAGAACAUCCAGCAGUACAUGCAGGCAGAGGAGGCUAAGUUGGCCCUGGAAGAUGCCGAGAUUGCUCCGGAGCUGAUCCAGGCGGUAAUGCUGAUCCAUCACUGCGCCAAGUUCACGGUCACGCAUUGUGGUAUGCAAAAGGUUGUGUCAUUGUAUCGAGGACUGCGGCAAGGAUGCGGCUUAGCACCCACGUUGUGGUCCUUGUACAGUGGGUGGCUGCUCAAGAAGAUGCACCGACCUGAGAUCCUGAAUGUUCAACGCACCAACACCAGCUAUGCUGAUGAUCUCCAUUAUGCAUGGACCAUUCGUGAAGGCCGCGACCUGGAGAAGGCCUAUGAAGCGAUGAAGUACAUACUCACGUUCCUCGCGGGUCAUGGUCUUACCAUUAGCCCGGACAAGACAGUUAUAGUCCUUGAACUACAGGGAGCUCAUGCUGCCAAAGCGCUGGAUAGAUAUGUGGUACAGAAGCCUCAGGGUAAAUGCUUCCGCUUUAUGAUCCAUGAACAACCGCUUCACCUGAAGAUUGUGUCAGAGCAUGUCUAUCUGGGGGCGGUCAUUGGAUUUCGAAAGUUUGAGCAAGCUACUGUCAAGCACAGGCUAACCCUGGCCCGCAACACCUUCUCCCGACUCGGUGUCAUCCUGCGCAACCGCUCGGUUCCUUUGAAACUACGGUUGCAACUUUGGCAGGGCUGCGUUUGGCCCACCCUACUUCAUGCCCUGGACUGCACGGGCCUCCCACUCAGGGAACUUCAACAGGUGAACACGCAGCUUGUCAAACAAGCCAGAUCGGUCGCAAACUCUCAUAGCAUGCUGACAAAGGAGACGAAUGAAGCCUUCAUCCAGCGGCUCAAGUUGACGGACCCGGUCAGGCGCCUACAAAAUGCCAUCACCCAACGAGAGGCCCUAGACCAAUGGCUGAUGGGUCCUCUUGCCCCAGGUGAAGCCCAGCUUCAGUGGCGCACGCGGCUCUUGAAGGCCAUGUUCGAGAGACGCGAAAGGACAACCCCCACGGAGUUGAUGAUGGCAACCCAGGAGCUCAACCUCCUCCGGUCCACCCUCCCGAUGGAUUGGACGGUCUCUUCGGACAAGGAGAAUCCGCAGCCCCACUGGGAAGCGCGACCGGCCAAAUGGCAAAGGCCCAGUCACAAAGGAGGUCAGCCCCACAAGGGGCGUCACCGACAGGGACCCAAGCCAUCCGACAAUUCCUACGGCCCCUCAGGCGCUCCGCUUCAGGCUCGGGGACAACACAACCGGUCGAACCAUGCCGAGGACUCCGCGGAGGGCCAGCAGACGGAGAUUCAAGAGCUGAAGACGGUGGUGGGCCUCCUCUCCAGCUUGGUCAUCAGGCACGAGGCCCAACAGACUAUACAGCGUCAAGAUACUGGGUUCAUGGUCUUUAUCCAGACCCGAACUCCAGAAAACAUGGCCCAAGCAUUGUACCAAAUCGGCCAACAGUGGCACAGCACCAAGCAGAACAACCCGGACCUGUUGAAGGCCCCGAUGAGAGUUGUAUUGUACCAACAUUUCAUCGAAUCCGUGAAGGAGAAAUUUACAGCAAUGAUGAAGACGCCGUCAUCCCGAUCGAUGGCGGAGGGCCUUGGAUGGAUCACGGCGGAUGGCAGCAAGGUGCACGGACUCCGCUGGGAUACGGUACAACAGCAACAUGUCAGGGACGAGACGGUGGAGAGCCUCACGCCCCAGGAGAUCAUCGCGGCGCUGGACUAG
Molecule: messenger RNA, 4383 nt
Organism: Symbiodinium sp. CCMP2456
Lineage: Eukaryota; Dinophyceae; Suessiales; Symbiodiniaceae
Source: the annotation of a GenBank genome assembly